GAUCCAAACUCCAAGUAUAUUUAGAUAAGAUACCCCUCUUCCAUGCAACUUCCUUUAACUCUACUUUGUCUUUUUUCAAUUGCAUGUGUGCAUCCAAAUUAACUCAGAAAAGAAACACAAGUGUUGUUCUGUUAUGGAGGAAACUUUUAUUUCUUCCAAACCAAGUGGCAAUGAACAAAGCAUUGAUUUGAACCAAAUCACACUCCGACCUUUUCAUCUUUCUGACCUUGAUGAUCUCAUGGUAUGGAGAACUGAUGAAAAAGUGGCCAAGUUCUGCUCUUGGGAACCAUACACCAGCAAAGAACAAGGCAUCAGCUUCAUUGAAAAUAUACCAAACAAGUUUCUAUGGUGCAAAGCAAUAUGCCUUAACAAUCGUGCUAUUGGCCGUGUUUCUCUGAAAUCAAGAUCACCUCAUGAUAAAAGCAGGAACAAAACUGCAGAACUUGCCUAUGUUCUAGCCUCUAAAUACUGGGGUAAAGGAAUAGCCACGUAUGUUGUGAAACAAGUAGUUAAGGUUGCAUUCAGUGAGUUGUCACACUUGGAAAGAGUUGAAGCUUUUGUUGAUGUGGAAAAUGUUGGAUCUCAAAGGGUUUUGGAGAAAGCUGGUUUCCAAAAGGAGGGAACUCUUGGGAAGUAUUUGGUCAUGAAAGGAAAAAGCAGAGAUAUGAUUAUUUUCAGUGUUCUUUCUACUGAUCUCCAACUAUGAUUCAUUUGUUUGGAAAUCCUUUAUGGUAUUUCAGUUUCUUUUAGUGUUCUCUAUCUGAAAUAUCCAAACAUAACCUCAAGUUAGAGGUAUAAAUAAGACUUAUUUAUUUUUAUAAAUAAGGAAGGACCAAUUAAAUAAU
Molecule: messenger RNA, 845 nt
Organism: Medicago truncatula (barrel medic)
Lineage: Eukaryota; Viridiplantae; Streptophyta; Magnoliopsida; Fabales; Fabaceae
Product: putative [ribosomal protein S5]-alanine N-acetyltransferase
Exons: 1
Coding region: 134-706 (190 amino acids)
Molecular function (GO): acyltransferase activity, transferring groups other than amino-acyl groups
Source: RefSeq, a predicted model, not a curated record